CAGUGCAACUAAAAAGAACAGACCGCUACUCACAAUUGCGAGCGCCCGUCAGUUGCGGCCAAUUACGACACAAUACUCUAUAAUACAAGUUAUAAAACUGACCGUUGAACGUUUUGUGAUCAUCGGCAACCGUUUCAUUUUAUAUAAUAUUCCAACCAACGCUGAUAGAAGAUGCCAGAGAAUGUGCUGAAUGGUGAUCAUGUUGAAGUGAAGGGUGCCAACUGUGAACCUCAAGAUAAUGAUGAAGAGAAUACUGAAAAUGAUGUACAUUUUGAACCCAUAAUAUCUUUACCCUUGAUAGAAGUAUCCAACAACGAAGAGGAUGAAAUAGAGAUGCUAAAGUUGAGAGCAAAGUUAUAUCGUUAUGACACAUCCAGCAAUCCUGCUGAAUGGAAAGAACGUGGUACAGGAGAAGUUAAAUUAUUAAGGCACAAAGUGAAAAAUACUGUCAGAGUAGUUAUGCGCAGAGAUAAAACUCUCAAGAUCUGUGCUAAUCAUUUUGUAACUCCGUGGAUGGAGUUGAAGCCAAAUUGUGGCAGUGAUAGGGCUUGGGUCUGGAGUGUACUUGCUGAUUAUGCAGAUGAACAACUCAAGCCAGAGUUACUUGCGAUACGUUUUGCAAAUGCUGAGAAUGCAUUGGUAUGGAAGGAAGCAUUUGAGAAGGCUAAGAAGAUUGUAGGAUCUGAAUGUGAGAUUUAUGCUGGCAAAAACAAUCCAGAGCAAAAACGUGUGGAGAGUGACAGCGAGUCAAGUAGUGACGUAAGUUACAGCGAAAGUACUGAUAAUGAGGAGCCAACAAAAUCACUUGUUAAACAAACCGAUGAAAGUGAUGUGACCUCUCAGCAAAAAGAAACUGAAAAGGAGAUGACAAAGUCAAUAGAAGAUAAAUGCGCAGUAACAAAGAGUGAGGAAAAACUAAUUGAAGAAAUUAAGAAAUUAGAGAUGAAAAAUGAAGAUGAAAAAAAGUAAUGAACCUCAAUGUAUCCAUAGACAAUGGAGUUUGUUAUCAGACAGCACAUUCCGAUAUUAUGUGCGCCAUCGUGCAUAUAUUAAAUGCCACCAACGCUUCAUUAUUCAAACAUUGAAUAUACAUAGAUAGUUUUUUUUAGAGACGAAGUUGUGGACAAGUUGAAUAAAUUUCCAGGUUAUUCGAUAAAGGCCGUAUUUGUACAAGCGAUACAUGUUAUCUGUGAUUCUUUUAAACCGUGGAAAGAAAUUAUUGUGGUGCGAGAUAGUAAUUAUUGAAAUGAAUGCAUGCAAGAGGGGAAAGUGUGUUAAGAAUUGAGGAAUGCUGAACGAUUAAGUACAACGAUAAUUACGCGAACAAAGAACCCGUGCUUUAUUUUUUAUUGUUCUAGAUAUUGGUCUUUUGAGAACCCAAGCAGAUUCGCGGAUUAUAUCACAUGUCCAUUCAUAGUUAAUGAUUGCAUCAUGUAUACUUUGAAAAAUAGCAAACAGCAUGCUGAAAAGGUCACGAAUGUUUGUGCGUGCGUAAAUGUGAGCGUGUGCCGCGAUAAUUUGUAUAAAAUUGUCAAAUUUUUACCUACUUUGUUUACAGUGUAACAUUUUAAACUGCAACCUGUUAAUUUUUUCUUUUUUUUUUUGAAAAUUUUUUAGGGAACUUUCAAUUUUAAUUUUUUGAUUUUAUAUAAUCUGUAUAUGCAAUAGAUUAAACUGUAUUAUAACUAUA
Molecule: messenger RNA, 1690 nt
Organism: Harpegnathos saltator (Jerdon's jumping ant)
Lineage: Eukaryota; Metazoa; Arthropoda; Insecta; Hymenoptera; Formicidae
Product: ran-specific GTPase-activating protein
Exons: 4
Coding region: 172-969 (265 amino acids)
Biological process (GO): nucleocytoplasmic transport
Cellular component (GO): nuclear pore; cytoplasm
Molecular function (GO): GTPase activator activity
Source: RefSeq, a predicted model, not a curated record